AGUGAUGUCGAUUUCUGUAGGUAUUCUCCUGAUAGGAAUAACGACAGUAAUUUUAUCUGCUGGUGAUGCAAUACAAAUUAAAAGCCUAGAAUUGCCAUCCUUAAUUCGAAAUGGCUCAGGUCCUGUUGAAUUCGUUUGUAUUUACGAACUUUUGAAUACUGAUACUGGAUUGGUGGUAAAUUGGUACCGGAAUGCGGAAAAAAUUUAUCAGUGGAUUCCUCCCCUAGCUCCUCAGGAUAUGGGAAUUGUAAAAGGAUUAAUCGAAUAUCCUUGGGAGAAUAUUAACAGACCUCAUACGCAUUCGAUUUUACGAAUAAAUAAAGUAACUACCAAUUUGGCUGGUGAUUAUACUUGCAGUGUCACUACUUUUCAAGAUGAGGCCACUAAGUCAGCAAAAAUGAUCGUAUAUGUUCCAGUGAAUGAUGUAAAAAUUGAAACAGAAAACCAUAAUGAAACUCACAUGAAUAUUUUGUGUGAAACAUACGGAGCACAUCCUCCUCCAAACUUGAAGAUUUUCAUCGCUGGGAUAGAAAUUGAGGGAGAAAUUAGUUAUUCCAGAAAUUAUGAUGAAGAUGCCUGGAUAAGGCAUACUUCAAUAACAAAUUAUCCAAAAGAUUCUACUUUAAUCGAAUGUGAAAUUUCCAUUCCAGAAGUGGACUAUAAACGAAGAGAGAAACUAUUCUACGAGUAUUAUCCUUGUGCUGGUCAUUCUUCCAGUUUAUUUGUAUCCUACUCAAUGUCAGAUAUCGAAUAUUGUAUGAUAAAUUCGAGCAGUAACGAAUCUGGCAAUAAAUAA
Belonocnema kinseyi is the source of this 796-nucleotide messenger RNA. RefSeq lists its product as uncharacterized. Bases 5 to 796 code for a protein of 263 amino acids. The transcript has 4 exons. The record is from RefSeq and is a predicted model, not a curated record. Lineage: Eukaryota; Metazoa; Arthropoda; Insecta; Hymenoptera; Cynipidae.